Molecule: messenger RNA, 372 nt
Organism: Exophiala bonariae
Lineage: Eukaryota; Fungi; Ascomycota; Eurotiomycetes; Chaetothyriales; Herpotrichiellaceae
Exons: 1
Coding region: 1-372 (123 amino acids)
Biological process (GO): termination of RNA polymerase I transcription; DNA-templated transcription
Cellular component (GO): RNA polymerase I complex
Molecular function (GO): zinc ion binding; nucleic acid binding
Source: RefSeq, a predicted model, not a curated record
AUGGUCGCCAUAGGCAGUCUACUAUUCUGCGAUGCUUGCGGCUCGCUGUUACCACGCAUCGUUGCCUCGUCCAAUAAGGAGGAUCUGAUCAAGUGUGAGGAUUGCUUCCAAUAUACCAAAGACACCUCGUCCAAGGUUAUCACAUCUCAAUCUAAGCCCAGUGCUUUCCCAUCGGCACUGAGAUCCAAGCAUUCAGAGGUCCAGAGUGUGGAUGCUGAAAGUCUACAAGUUGAGGCCGUUAUUGCCAAAGACUGCCCCGACUGUGGACGUAGCGAAAUGUUCUACCACACGAAACAACUCCGCAGUGCUGAUGAGGGAACUACUGUCUUUUACCGCUGUGAAUGUGGUUACAAGGAGACACAAAACAACUGA